Molecule: messenger RNA, 4832 nt
Organism: Manduca sexta (tobacco hornworm)
Lineage: Eukaryota; Metazoa; Arthropoda; Insecta; Lepidoptera; Sphingidae
Product: ATP-dependent translocase ABCB1
Exons: 24
Coding region: 63-3980 (1305 amino acids)
Biological process (GO): transmembrane transport
Cellular component (GO): membrane
Molecular function (GO): ATP binding; ABC-type transporter activity; ATP hydrolysis activity
Source: RefSeq, a predicted model, not a curated record
UUUAACUAAGUGUUGGCCUCGGACGGAUUGUUUCGCGUCAAUAAAGCCUAUUGUGCGUCGCAAUGUUUCAAAAACGCGGAAUGUUUAUAAAACAUGUGGAAAGACCCGAGCACAUAAAUUUGAGAGACAAAAUCGUCAGUGAUAGCGAAGAAAGAUGUGAUUUAAUGAAAACUUAUAAAGAACAGGAAACCAAGGAUAGCGCUUUGGAUCCUAAGUUCGGUGUAUUAAAGAAUAAAUACAACAUAACGGAUCUGUCUAAUGGAGAUUAUAAGAAAAAUGAUUCAGCGAAAAGUGAUUCCGAACCCGAUACAAACAAUGAGGAAGUUCCAAGCAUAUCAUUUUUCACGCUGUUUCGAUUCGCGACAAGAAAGGACAAGUUUUUCAUAUUCACAGCAUUAAUAUGCUCAGCUUUAGCAGCGGUAUCCACACCUUUGAACACCCUUCUACUGGCCGAAUUACUUCAGAAUAUGGUUGAUUAUGGGAUCUCUAUAGUAAUUGGUUCCCCGAACAAUGAUGCGUUCCUCGAAGCCAUGUGGUACUUUGCUAUAUACAACACUAUUCUUGGCGUGGCAUUGGUUGCCCUGUCCUACCUCGCUACCGUGUUGAUGAAUUUGUCCGCGUACAAUCAGGUAUAUAGAAUACGCCAGGAGUAUUUAAAAGCAGCAUUGAAUCAAGAUUUCGAAUAUUUUGAUGUUCACCAAACUGGAGACAUAGCCGCUAAAAUUAACAGUGACGUGGUAAAGUUAGAAGAUGGCAUUGGCGAAAAACUAUCAACGUUCAUAUUCUACCAGUGCGCUUUCCUCAGUUCAGUCACUAUGGCUCUUAUCAAGGGCUGGAAGUUGGCUCUUCUCUGUUUGAUAUCCUUCCCUGUUACAUUGUCGCUUGUUGGUGUGGCAGGCUUGAUAGCCUCAAGAUUGUCAAAGAAAGAAGCGGUUGCUUCAGGAAAAGCAGGCAAUAUUGCUGAAGAAGUUUUGUCAGCUAUUAGAACAGUCUACGCGUUUAGUGGACAGCAAAAGGAGAUAGAGAGAUACGGAAAGCAUUUAAUAGACGCAAGAAAAAUUAACAUCAAAAAAGGUCUGUUCAACGGUAUCGCCAUGGGCACAUUGUUCUUUUGCAUCUUCUGUUCCUACGCCCUAUCUUUCUGGUUCGGCUAUAGACUCAUGGUCGACGAGCCCGAAAACUACGAUGUCGCUACUAUGAUUGCUGUGUUCUUCGGAGUUAUGACAGGUUCAGCUAACUUUGGCAUAUCAUCGACUCUGAUGGAAGUGUUUGGGUCGGCGCGUGGUGCCGGCGCUCAGAUCUUCAACCUAAUCGACAACGUGCCCACUAUCAACCCUCUGCUAAACCGAGGCGUGACGCCGCCCUCUAUCGACGGCAACAUUGAGCUCAAGAAUGUCGUCUUCCAAUAUCCAUCUCGCCCUGAUGUUCCAGUGUUGAAAGGUGUAAGUUUGACAGUAAAGCGAGGCCAGUCAGUGGCACUUGUCGGCCACUCCGGCUGCGGGAAGUCCACCAUCAUCCAGCUUAUCUCCAGAUACUACGAUGUUAUUGACGGCAGUGUGACGAUAGACGGCAAUGACGUCCGGGAGUUAUCUAUACGCUGGCUGAGAUCUCAGAUCGGCUUGGUUGGCCAGGAGCCGGUAUUGUUUAACACCACGGUUAAGGAGAACAUAAGAUAUGGACGAGUUGAUGCCACUGAUGCGGAGAUCGAAGCUGUGGCUAGGCAAGCCAACGCGCAUCAGUUCAUUAUGAAGUUACCAAAAGGUUAUGACACUUUAGUGGGCGAACGUGGUGCUUCGAUAUCUGGUGGACAGAAACAACGUAUUGCGAUAGCGAGGGCCCUGAUCCGCAAUCCGCGUAUUUUGCUGCUCGACGAGGCCACUAGCGCGCUCGACACGUCUUCAGAAGCUAAAGUCCAAAAGGCUCUGGAUAAGGCUCAAGAAGGUCGCACAACAAUUGUGGUGGCGCAUAGGCUGUCGACGAUAAGGAAUGUUGACGUCAUUUACGUAUUCAAAGCAGGCAAUGUAAUAGAAUCUGGAAACCAUGAGGAAUUAAUGAAAAUGAAAGGACAUUACUAUGACAUGGUUAUGAUGCAAACGUCUCCUGAAGGCGAGGAAAUGCAAGUGAGUAACACAAAACUGACCAGAGAAGCAUCAGUAAGAAGUGAAAAGGAUGAAGACGAUUUCACUGACUUUAACAUGGCCAAAGAUGAUGAGGAGACCGCGGUGGCAACAGAGGUUUCCUUCUGGAGAGUAGUGAGGCUCAAUAAGCCUGAGUGGAAGUCCGUUUCUGUCGCGAGUUUUUGCGCCUUCAUGAGUGGUUUCGCUAUGCCGCUUUUUGCCGUCAUAUUUGGUGAUUUUAUUGGAAUUCUCUCCGAUCCUGACCAGGAUAAAGUAUUAGCGGAAGUGCGAAGACUGUCUCUUAUUUUUGUCGGCAUCGGUGUAUAUUCUGGAAUUGCCAAUUUCUUAAUGGUAUUCCUGUACGGUAUCGCUGGUGAGCACCUGACGGAACGGCUGCGGCGGCUCAUGUUCGACAAGCUUCUAAGGCAAGAAGUGGCAUUUUACGACGACAAGAACAAUUCCACUGGUGCACUGUGCGCUCGUCUUUCUGGCGAGGCUGCUGCCGUGCAAGGGGCUACUGGACAACGUAUAGGGUCGGUUUUGCAAGCUGCGGGAACGUUUGGUUUUGCUCUGAUUCUGGCCAUGGUGUAUGAGUGGAGAGUGGGCCUAGUCUCAUUGGCCUUCGUACCUCUAUUGAUGUUCAUCCUCUACAGGGAGGGAAGAUUAGCCCAUUUUGAAACUUUCGGUACAGCCAAAACUAUGGAAACUAGUUCUAAGAUUGCAGUAGAAGCAGUAGCAAACGUUCGUACAGUAGCGUCGCUCGGUCGCGAGCAGACGUUCCAACAGGAGUACGCAGUGCAGUUACGGCCUGCAUUGGUGAUCGCCAGCCGGUCGGCGCACUGGCGCGGGCUCGUGUUUGGCCUGUCACGAGGCCUCUUUAACUUCAUCAUCGCUGCCGCCAUGUUCUACGGCGGAAAUCUUAUCGUCUACAACGGGAUCAACUAUGAAGACGUUUUCAAAUCAGCUCAAGCGCUCUUGAUGGGUGCAUCGUCUGCCGCGCAAGCAUUCGCGUUUGCACCCAAUUUCCACAAGGGUAUCAAAGCUGCCGGACGUGUCAUAGUAUUACUCAACAGGGAAUCCAAGAUCACUGAUCCGGAUACACCAGCGGUCACAAACUUUAAAGGAACAGGUGAGGCUAGUCUGCAGGAAAUACAGUUCAGAUAUCCUACCCGCCCCAUGAUCCAAGUCCUGAAGAGCUUUGACUUGGAAAUAGAGCGGGGUAAAACGAUAGCGCUGGUCGGAGCCAGUGGUUGUGGCAAGAGUACCGUCAUACAACUGCUGCAGAGAUACUAUGACCCUGAUGAGGGUAUAGUGGCUCAAGAUGGCAUACCGCUGCCGAAGCUUCGUCUAGCAGAUGUGCGUCAGUCCAUCGGGUUCGUGCAGCAAGAGCCGGUGCUGUUCGACCGCACCAUCGGCGAGAACAUCGCGUACGGCAACAACUCGGGGAAACCGAACAUGGACGAGAUCAUAGAAGCAGCCAAACAGGCGAACAUUCACAACUUCAUCACCUCUCUACCCAUGGGUUACGAUACAAAUAUCGGAAGUAAAGGAACUCAACUGUCAGGCGGUCAGAAGCAGAGGGUGGCCAUCGCCAGGGCGUUGAUAAGACGACCCAAGAUGCUGUUGCUUGACGAAGCUACUAGCGCUCUCGACACUGAGAGUGAAAAAGUAGUGCAGGAAGCAUUAGACGCGGCCAAGGAGGGUCGUACGUGUGUGAUGAUCGCACACCGUUUGAGUACCGUGCGGGACGCGGACAGCAUCUGUGUGCUUAGCGACGGGCAGCUCGCCGAGAAGGGCAGACACCAGGAGCUUAUGGACCUUAAGGGCAUUUACUAUAACUUGAACAGGCGAGGCUACAUGUAAUGUCAGUUAUUGUGUAAUAUAAGUUUUCUUAAAAUACCAUUGUAGAUAAGGGUUGCGAUAUGGAAGUUUGGGAUUCUUUUUACUGCGAUAAUGCCAGUUAAAAGUUAUUGUUGUUUAACUCAUAAUAAGUGUAAAGCAUAGGAAGAAAAUAUUUUUUGACUCUGCAAGGACAGAUUCUUUUUGUAGAAACACUACGCAGGUAACAGACUAGUAAUGAAGCAAAAAUAUGCUAAGUGUUCAGCAACCCUGUGGAUAAAAAGAAGGUCCGUAGUCAGUAAGUCCGUAUUCACAAACGUUAUUUAGCUAAGUACGAGAAGUACUGUGAUAAAAGCCUGUAUCUCAGUGCUUUUGGCAUAACAGCCUUCGCACCGUGAAAGCGUAUGACCGCUGUAAUUAUCUAAAGAAAGUAUUGUUUGUGAAUAUGGGUAUUAGUAUCUUUCUGUUACGUUGGGAGGUAAUUGGGGCGAAAUAGUCUGACAAUAAACAUACUUUUUCUAGUAAUAUUAUAACUGUUUAUGUCGUCGUAUUAUUAAUAACUUAUUUUUUUUAACGAUACUUACUUUAUGUCCGGUGAGUACCUUAAUUAACUGAUUUUCGCCUGUUCUAGUUAGAUGAACUUUAUUUUAGCUUAUGAAAUGAGCUGUCUUGUCCAAUCGCAUUCAAUACCUAUAUUUCCUAAUGUAGGCAUCGCAGUUGUGUAUGUCUGUGAGACAAUAUUAUUAAUGUUCCUCUAAGUGAGAUUAUUGUGCGGGAAAAUUGCAUUUCUUGUAAGAUAAUGUAUUUAUUCAUAUUGUAUUUUUGUAAAAUAAUAUAUAAAACGAUUAUUUGGUGUAAUAAAAAAUAAUCAAUUUA